AUGCGGAUCGUUGUGAGAAUAAUAACACCAUCGCGUGAUUCAUCUUUGCAUCCUCGUAUUGAUGCUUCUGAUGCUCCUGCUGAUCCUCAACUUCUGAAAAUCUAUAACAGUUUGGGUAGAUACCAACGAAACCUAUACGCUACUUUGGACAACCACGGAAAACUUACGUUUUUGCAAGGGGUUGACGCAGAGAAAAAAACCAAUAUGUUUGCUUUGCUAUUUAGACUUUCACUGAGAUUGCAUAUUAUAGAUAUUAGCUCUGGCAUCGCUUAA
This is a messenger RNA of Ambispora gerdemannii, 273 nucleotides long. Lineage: Eukaryota; Fungi; Glomeromycota; Glomeromycetes; Archaeosporales; Ambisporaceae. The record is from the annotation of a GenBank genome assembly.